Molecule: messenger RNA, 1494 nt
Organism: Arabis nemorensis
Lineage: Eukaryota; Viridiplantae; Streptophyta; Magnoliopsida; Brassicales; Brassicaceae
Source: the annotation of a GenBank genome assembly
AUGGAUGAUGAUACACAAUCGAAACCUCUAGAGGAGAAGCUGAAGAGUCAGCUUAAUCAGGUUGAGCUUGAGCACGCAGUGUUCGAGAGAAUGAUUUACAAGAACAAGAAUCAACAUCGAAGAUGCUCUUAUUUCCAGUACCUUGAGAAGGUGAGAAGAGAAUUGAGACUUUUACGAACAACGAAUAUGAAUGAGAUUCUGAAAUCUUGCUUUCAUGUUAUUUCUGGGAAAGGAAGUAAACAGAAACUUCAUGUUUUGGAGAACUUGAAGUUGAAAAAAUCGAAACCAAAUAUCUUGGAACGACUACUUGGUGCUCUUCGUUUACUCUCGCAGAUGACUGAACCUAUCUUAAAGGCGGCUUGUGGGAUAUCUGUUCUGCUAGCUCGUUCGUUUUUCUUAGGAUUUUCCGUGACAUCUUUGGCGCUGCUUGCACGUCUCCGAGUGUUGCUUCAACAAAUAUUGCUUGAUGCUGUUUCAGUUUUCAAUUUGGUAACCUCUACAUCACUGAAGAAACAGUCUGUAAAGAUAGCACAGGACGGGGUUGAGGUGUUCCGCGAGUUCUAUCCGAAGGAUGAAAAGUGCAUCACCGUAUUGGAUUGUGUUUGGAAGACCGAUAAAUAUGUCUUAUCCGAGAAAUUGCAGAACCGUGAGAGUAGUGAAUCUGCAGAGGAAAAUGUUUCAAAAGAUGUUACUACUAAGGAUUAUUCGGUACAAUAUCAAACAUUUGCUUCUCUUUUUGGGGAAGAUCCCUCUCCUUUGCUUGAAGCAGACGAUGGUGGUGCUACUGCGAGAGAAAGCUCGACUCCCAUUAUCGAAGCAGCUUCUUCCAAGACUAAUAAUGUGUUGCAACAAGAAGUUUCAGAAAACCCAGAAGAUUCUACAACUAGGGAUUGUUCAGUUCAGUAUCAAACAUCCCUUGCUCCUCUCGGAGAAGAUCUCUCUCCUUUGCUUGAAGCAGACAACAGUGGUGUUACUGUGAGAGAAAGUUCCCCUCCAAUUGCCGAAGCCGCUCGUUCCAACACUAACAAUGCGCUGCAACCAGAAGUUUCAGUAAAUCCAGAAGAUGCUACAACUAGGAAUUUUUCUGUUCAGUAUCAAACAUCUCUUUCUCCUCUUGGAGAAGAUAUCUCUCCUUCUCCUCGAGAAGACAAAAACGGUGGUGUUACUGCUACGGAAUGUUCGACUCCCGUUGUUGAAGCAGCUGCUUCAAAGACUAGCAAUGAAUCCCAAACAGAAGAUUCAGAAAGACUAAAAGAUGAAUCUACAAAUCCCGUGAGCCCGAUAAAAAAUGUCUUAGACAUAAAGAAACCGACUUUUAGAGCAACCAAGGUUGCGUUUCUACCCAUGAAAAGACCUGCCACUGAAAUAAUGCCAAACACCAUAGAGGAAUCCCCAAGAAAGAAACCCGAAACAGGCGAGAAAGACAAAAAUGAAGAAGAAGAUGGAUUUUAUAAUCUACUCAUCGGCGGAACGCAAAAAGACAGUUUGUUCUAG